AUGUGUAUCGACGGCGAACAACAGAACUUAAUCGUAGAACAGCAACGGCAAGAGAUAAAACACUGCUCAAAAUAUAAAUAUCUUGGUAUGCCAUUACCAACGAUGGUAGCCUUGAUGAGGAAAUUAAGUGCAGAAACAACAACGGAAGACAAGCAAUUAGACAACUCAACAUUUAUUUUAAGGGCUAAGGCAGCAUCAAAACAAAACAAACACAAAAUUUAUUACAGCAUAGUUAAAAGCAUAAUUAGCUAUGGUAGUGAAGUAUGGUCUUUGAAAGAAAAAACUUUACUCGAACCUACAGAAAUGGACUUUUGGAGAUGCGCGGCCGGGAAACUGGAUAGAGCAAGAAAUGAAAAAAUUCGGAACAUAAUGGGCGUUAAACACAGAAUAAUAGAAGACAUCAAAAUUAACCAGCUCAGGUGGUAUGGGCACGCACAAAGAAUGGAAGAGAGCAGAAUCCCAAAGAAAAUACUCAAUUGGACAUCACAAGGCAAAAGAAAGAGAGGGAGAUAUAGACGGAGUUGGAGAGAAGGAAUAGACGGGGACAUCAGAACAAGAGGAAUAGGCGAAAACCUCUGGACAGACAGAGACCAAUGGAGACUGGAAAUCAGAAGACGGCGAAGGACAUUAUGA
This is a messenger RNA of Sitophilus oryzae (rice weevil), 633 nucleotides long. RefSeq lists its product as uncharacterized. Lineage: Eukaryota; Metazoa; Arthropoda; Insecta; Coleoptera; Curculionidae. The transcript has a single exon. Bases 1 to 633 code for a protein of 210 amino acids. The record is from RefSeq and is a predicted model, not a curated record.